This is a messenger RNA of Acytostelium subglobosum LB1, 3162 nucleotides long. RefSeq lists its product as hypothetical. Gene Ontology annotation, cellular component: cytoplasm; nucleus. Gene Ontology annotation, biological process: protein export from nucleus; ribosomal large subunit export from nucleus; ribosomal small subunit export from nucleus. Lineage: Eukaryota; Evosea; Eumycetozoa; Acytosteliales; Acytosteliaceae. The transcript is spliced from 7 exons. The annotation marks the transcript as partial. Gene Ontology annotation, molecular function: nuclear export signal receptor activity; small GTPase binding. The record is from RefSeq and is a predicted model, not a curated record.
CAUAUAAUGGAGCAAAUACUCAACUUUAACGAGCAGCUUGACAUUAAGCUCCUGGAUAGUGUCGUCCGUGUAAUGUACUAUUCGACCAGUGUACCUGAGAGAGAAACGGCACAGAAGGUCCUCGGUCAAUUCCAAGAGCAUCCCGACUCUUGGACCAAAGUUGACAGUAUCCUCGAGUACUCACAGUCUCCUGAGACCAAGUUCUACGCCCUCUUGAUCUUGGAGAGCUUGAUCAAGUACAAAUGGAAAGCUCUCCCAAGGGAGCAGUGCGAGGGCAUCAAGAACUACAUUGUUAGCUUGAUCAUCCGUCUAAGCUCUGAUCCCCAGUCCUUUGCUCGCGAGAGACAGUUCCUGAACAAGUUGAACAUCAUCUUUGUUCAAAUACUUAAGAAAGAAUGGCCCAACCAUUGGUCCUCAUUCAUUCCAGAGAUUGUAAAUAGCAGCCGUACCAAUGAGUCCCUCUGUGAGAACAAUAUGAACAUCCUCAAGGUGUUGAGUGAGGAGAUCUUCACAUACUCUGAGGAGCAAAUGACUCAGGCAAAGAUACAAAGCCUUAAGAUUAGCUUUGAAAAGGAAUUCUCAUUGAUCAAUGAGCUUUGCCAGUUCAUUUUAGAGAAUGCAACAAGACCCUCGUUGAUCAAGGCCACGCUGGACACCCUCCAGCGAUUCCUCAACUGGAUUCCCUUGCACUACAUCAUCGAGACCCACCCACAACCUGAGCCGUCCAAGCUGGUCAAACUACUGCUCCUGAAGUUCUUCCCAGAGCCACAGUUCAGGAACGCCACACUCAAAUGCUUGGUUGAGAUUGCUUCUUUGAGCUUGGGACCAGAGUAUGACCAAGUGUUCGUCUUUAUCAUUGACCAAUUCAUGAACACACUCAAGUUCUACAAGCCCGAUCCAGCCAAGAUACCAAGUGACUAUGAGGAUGGAGAUCAAUCCGAGACUGACUUUAUCCACUCACUGACGUUCUUCUUGACAACGUUCUUCAAGGCACAUCUUAAGAUCAUGGAGAACACCAUGAACGUACCAUAUCUCGCACUUGGACACGAGAUACUCAUCCAAUGCUCCAAUGUCGAGGACUUGGAGAUAUUCAAGAUAUGCCUCGAGUACUGGAACUACUUGGCAUCGAAUCUCUACAGCGAGACGUCUGCCUACACAUUCAUGGCUGUGCCACCUCGUCUGAGCCUCUACAAGUCCAUCAUGAGCAAGGUCAGAGUGGUCCUCAUCUCACACAUGGCCAAGCCCGAGGAGGUCAUCGUCGUGGAGGAUGAGAACGGUUGCAUUGUCCGUGAGCAAACCAAGGACACAGACUCGCUUACCCUCUACGAGUCAAUGCGUGAGACCUUGAUCUUCCUCACCAACCUUGACCCUGAGAACACUCAGAACAUCAUGCUUGACAAGCUGAACCGCUUGAUCUCCAACGAGGAGUGGUCCUUCCAGAAGAUCAACACUCUUUGUUGGGCCAUCGGUUCCAUCAGUGGAGCACAGAACAAGGACCAGGAGAAGAAGUUCUUGGUCACCGUCAUCAAGGAGCUACUGGAACUUUGCCAAGUCAAGCGUGGCAAAGACAACAAGGCUGUGGUUGCCAGUGACAUCAUGUACAUCGUUGGCCAGUAUCCUCGCUUCCUCAAGGACCACUGGAAGUUCCUAAAGACUGUUGUCAACAAGCUCUUUGAAUUCAUGCACGAGCCACACCCUGGUGUUCAAGACAUGGCCUGUGACACAUUCCUCAAGAUCGCCAAGCAGUGCAAGAGAAAGUUUGUCAUCCUACAGAUGGAGGAGUCUCAGCCAUUCAUCAACGAGCUCUUGACCAACCUGCCAAACUACAUAUCCGACCUGGAGCCUGGCCAAGUGCACACGUUCUAUGAGUCUGUCGGCUACAUGAUCAGCUCAUUCACCGAUCCACCAGCUCGUGAUCGUCUUGUGGUCAAGUUCAUGGAGCUACCCAACCAGUCAUGGACUCAAAUCAUGGCCAAGGCUGCUUCCAACGUCGACUCCAUCCUGAAUAUUGAGAUGACGCGUAACAUUGUCAACAUUCUCAAGACCAACUGCCGCGCUGCUUCAUCGUUGGGCUCAUGCUACCUCGUCCAAAUCACCAAGAUCUAUCUUGACUUGCUCAACGUCUACCGUACCUACAGUGACUUCAUCUCAAAGAACCCAGAUCAAAUCCGCUCUUCGCUCAGUCUUGGCAUGAAGGCAGUCAAGAAGGAAACUCUCAAGCUGUUGGAGAUAUUCAUCGAGAAGUCCGACGACAAGAUGAUGGUGUACAAGAACUUUAUUCCACCCAUGCUGGAGGCUGUUCUGGGCGACUACAAGACCAACAUCCCAGAGGCCCGCGACCCAGAGGUACUCUCCCUCAUGUCGGUAGUGGUCACCUCUCUCAAGCAGUUCAUUCCACCCGAUGUUCCCAAGAUCUUGGAGGCCGUGUUCGAGUGCACCCUUGGCAUGAUCACCAAGAACUUUGAGGACUUCCCAACGCACAGGAUCAACUUCUUUAAUUUGAUCAGAGCAAUCAACUCCAACACGUUCACCGUUUUCCACAACUUGUCCGCUCAACAGUUCAAACUGCUAAUCGAUUGUGUCGUUUGGGCAUUCAAGCACACAGAGAGGAACAUAUCAGAGACUGGACUCAACAUCCUAAAGGAGCUUAUUGAGAACGUGUCAAAGAGCCAGGAGGUGUCCAAUGCCUUCUUCAAGACCUAUUUGGUUCCAUUGCUCACCGAUAUAUUGUACAUUCUGACUGAUUCAUUCCAUAAGUCUGGAUUUAAUUUACAAUGUGACAUUAUCAAGAUGAUGUUCCAGGUGGUUGAGAAUGGAAUGGUCAAGGUGCCAAUAUGGGACCAGGCCACCACACCACAACCUGCAGGCAUGACCAACUCACAGUAUGUCCGUGAAAUCAUUGUCAUGUACCUGUCGUCUUCCCCCAACGUAACGAAGAACCAUGUCUUAGCCAUGACCCAGAAGCUGUUCUCGCUGGCCAACGUCAACAGCAACGAGUUUAAGAUAUCCGUUCGCGAUUUCCUCAUCACCCUCAAGGAGUUCCAAAGCUCAGACAAUGUCGAGUUGUACAGCGAAGAGAAGGCUGCCGAGAGAGAGGCCCUGCUCAAGAAGAACUUGGCCAUCCCAGGUAUGGUCAGACCAAGUGAGAACGAAGAGAUGUUG